Siniperca chuatsi (mandarin fish) is the source of this 7937-nucleotide messenger RNA. It is a transcript of the gene pcdh7b, whose product is annotated as protocadherin 7b. Gene Ontology annotation, biological process: homophilic cell-cell adhesion. Bases 915 to 4682 code for a protein of 1255 amino acids. Lineage: Eukaryota; Metazoa; Chordata; Actinopteri; Centrarchiformes; Sinipercidae. The record is from RefSeq and is a predicted model, not a curated record. Gene Ontology annotation, molecular function: calcium ion binding. Gene Ontology annotation, cellular component: plasma membrane. The transcript is spliced from 3 exons.
CUGCAAUAUCAUUUGUGAAUCCCUCUCAUAGUGCUGCAGAUAGGGACUGCCAACACAUGCGGCGCGUCUGCAGGUGAGGGAACAGGCUGAAUAUGCUGGACACACUGAGGAAUUCAACCAACGUUUCCUAAAAACUGCGUCGGAUAUACGCUUCAAAUCUUUUUCGUUUGAAUUUUCUCUUUAACACAACCUUAAAUUUUCAGUAGGUUGUGCAUUGUGGAGUUGGCUCGCAAAAGGAGAGAGAACUACAAUGUCUGUUGGCUGCAAGUGACUUGGAGGAAGAGAGCAGAGUAGCCGGACAGGUAAUUUGCUUCAUAUUCACAUCCUUAAGAUCUGAGACAGGCUCCGCGCAUUCAACACUCGCCGUGUGAUGAGUUUGGAAACUGCGCGGGUAUUUAAAUGAUCCUCUGACAUAUGUGGACAUAUAAUCGGACAGAGGAAUAUUGCAGCCUCACCCAAAAAAGGAGCUUCUAACCACAAACUGAGUGAGUUAAACGGCGGGAUAUGGACUGAAUCUACUUUCUGGUGAUAUGAUGCUCGGACAAUAACAAUUUUGGCUUUUACGCGCAUGAAAUUCAAAUAUUUGUGGCACCGCCCGGAGCACCCGGAGCCUCUCUUCUGUGUUUUUGAUAUAAUUGCGUUUUUUGUUUUUACUAAAACAAGAAAAGAGCAACUAACAUACAGUGCCAGAGGAAGAACAGCAGAAAAGAGACGAAAGCCCGUGCACUCGCUGCUUUUCACUGCAGCAGGAGCGAUGUAGGAAGUCGUCCGGAGAUGAAGUCUCACGCAUCCCGCAACAGAGGGCAUUGCUCUUAAUGAAAACGUUAUUUCUUCGGACUUUCAGGUAGUGAUUAAAUUAUUUUUUGGACAUUUUUUAAAAAAAAAUCUAAGUGGACAUUUUUCAGGGGAGAACAAUGAGGACUACUGGUGCAGUGGACUAUUUGUACUAUUGCAUGCUCAUCCUGCAGCUUCUGCAUCAGCCUGCUGCCAAGCAAGUGCUCCGGUACCGUUUGGCUGAGGAGGGACCCGCCGAUGUCAGAGUAGGGAACGUAGCCGGAGACCUGGGCAUUGUUGCCGGGUCCGGCGAGGUGACAUUCACGCUAGAAUCAGGCUCUGAUUUUUUUAAAAUAGACAACAUAACAGGUGAGCUCACCACCAAUGAGAGGCGCAUAGACCGUGAAAAAUUACAGCAGUGCCAAAUGAUAUUUGAUGAAAAUGAGUGUUUUAUAGAUUUUGAAGUGUCAGUGAUUGGACCAGCCCAGAGCUGGGUCGACCUCUUUGAGGGAAAAGUCAUCAUAUUAGAUAUAAAUGAUAACACACCGUCUUUCCCUUCCCCUGUCCUGACACUGUCUGUGGAGGAAAACAGACCCAUUGGAACCCUUUAUCUGCUGCCCACAGCCACAGACAGAGAUUUUGGCAGAAAUGGAAUAGAGAGAUAUGAGCUUAUCCAGGACAAUGGGGAGAACUCAAGGCGCUUGGGCUCUUCUGGGGAUUCAUUCUCGGGGAAGAGGAGAUUUGAGGAAGGCGCAAGCAGGAGCAGCGUCUUUGAACUGCAAGUUGCUGACACUACUGAUGGAGAGAAGCAGCCUCAACUCAUCAUUAAAGGGGCCCUUGAUAGGGAACAGAGAGACUCGUAUGAGCUCACACUGCGUGUUAGGGAUGGAGGAGAUCCCCCUCGCUCUUCCCAGGCCAUUCUUAGGGUGAUGAUCACUGAUGUGAAUGAUAACAGCCCUCGGUUUGAGAAGAGUGUGUAUGAAGCUGACUUACCAGAAAACAGCUCCCCUGGUGCCCCAAUAUUACAGCUCAAAGCGGCUGAUGCAGACGUGGGGGUUAAUGGUCAAAUAGAGUAUGUGUUUGGGGCAGCCACAGAGUCAGUAAGGAGGCUACUGAGGUUGGAUGAGAGCACAGGGUGGCUGAGUGUGUUGCACCGCAUUGACCGUGAAGAAGUGAGCCAACUGAGGUUCACAGUAAUGGCCCGUGACCGAGGUCAGCCACCAAAAAUGGACAAGGCCACUGUGGUGCUGAACAUCAAGGAUGAGAAUGACAAUGUUCCUGCUAUAGAGAUACGGAAAAUUGGACGCAUUUUCUUAAAAGAUGGGGUAGCCAACGUGGCUGAGGAUGUGGUUGUGGACACACCCAUUGCCUUAGUUCAGGUGUCAGACCGCGACCAGGGGGAAAAUGGCAUUGUGACCUGCACAGUGGUAGGGGAUGUGCCCUUUCAGCUUAAACCAGCCAGUGAGAUGGAGGGUGAGCAGAAUAAAAAGAAAUAUUUCCUCCACACGUCUGCACCGCUGGACUAUGAGGCCACACAGGAAUACAAUGUGGUCAUAGUGGCUGUGGACUCUGGAAGCCCCAGUCUGGCAAGUAAUAACUCUCUUAUCGUCAAAGUGGGCGACACUAAUGACAACCCUCCUGUCUUCAGCAGGAACGUAGUAGAGGUGUCGUUUCCAGAAAACAAUGCCCCUGGCGAGAGGGUGACAACAGUGGCAGCCAUCGACGCAGAUAGUGGGAAGAACGCUGAAAUAGCCUAUUCCCUGGACUCAUCAGUAAAUGGGAUUUUCUCUAUCGAUGCAGACAGUGGAGACAUCCGAGUAAACACCAUUCUGGAUAGAGAGCAAACAGAGCGCUACGAAUUCAAAGUGAUAGCCAAAGAUAAGGGCAUUAACACUCUACAGGGCUCUGCAACAGUAGUUGUCCUUGUGGCCGAUAAGAAUGACAACGAACCAAAGUUCAUGCAGGAUGUGUUCACCUUCUAUGUCAAAGAGAACCUUGAGCCAAACAGCCCAGUUGGCAUGGUUACAGUCAUUGACGCAGAUAAAGGCCAAAAUGCAGAGAUGAGUCUUUAUAUUGAGGAAGAGGAAGAGAUCUUUUCUAUUGAGAAUGACACUGGGACUAUUUUCUCCACCCUGUCCUUUGACCGAGAGCAGAAAACUACAUACACAUUCCGUGUCAAAGCUGUGGAUGGUGGUGACCCUCCCAGAUCGGCCACUGCCACAGUUUCACUCUUUGUCAUGGAUGAAAAUGACAAUGCACCAACUGUCACUUUCCCAAUAAACAGCUCUUACACCCUUCUUCCUCCCUCCAGUAACAUCAGAACAGUAGUCAGAACUGUCAUAGCCACUGAUACCGACACCGGCAUCAACGCGGACCUGAACUACAGCAUCAUUGGGGGAAACCCCUUCAAGCUGUUUGAGAUUGAUGGGGGCACUGGGGUCAUUUCACUGGUGGGGAAGUUGGAGCACAAGCACUAUGGCCUCCACAGACUAGUGGUCCAGGUGAACGACAGUGGCCAGCCUUCACAGAGCACCACCACACUAGUUCAUGUGUAUGUUAACGAGACUCUUUCCAAUUCCACAGUUGUGGAGGCCCAGGUGGCCAAGAGCCUGAGCACCUCUCUCAACACCAACAUUGCUGGUGACCCCAACUAUGAUCUAAGCAAACAGCGCUUAAGCAUUGUGAUUGGAGUAGUUUCGGGCAUCAUGACAGUCAUCCUCAUUAUUCUAGUUGUUGUCAUGGCCCGUUACUGCCGUCCCAAGAAUAAGAAUGGCUAUGAGGCCGGCAAGAAGGAUCACGAAGACUUCUUCACACCACAGCAACACGAUAAGUCCAAGAAGCCCAAGAAAGAUAAGAAGAAACAGAAGUCCAAACAGCCACUCUAUAGCAGUAUUGUCACUGUAGAGGCCUCCAAACCCAACGGACAGCGCUAUGAUGGUGUCAACGAGAAGCUGUCGGACAGUCCUGGCAUGGGCCGCUACCGUUCAGUCAACGGAGGGCCGGGGAGCCCAGAUCUGGCCCGACACUACAAGUCCAGUUCACCCCUCCCUACUGUUCAGCUUCACCCGCAGUCGCCAACAGCUGGUAAAAAGCACCAGGCAGUUCAGGACCUGCCCCCUGCAAAUACCUUUGUUGGCACCGGAGAUAACAUUUCCCUUGGAUCUGACCACUGCUCUGAGUACAGCAGUCAAACUAUCAACAAGUACAACAAACAGCCGUUUCGCCGAGUGACCUUCUCGGUGGUGAGCCAGCCCCAGGACCCUCACCAGCAAGGAUCGCUGCAGAGCUGCUACGACAGCGGCCUGGACGAGUCGGAGACACCCAGCAGCAAGAGUUCGUCGGGCCCCCGGCUGGGCGCCCUUCCCCUGCCCGAGGACAGCUACGAGAGGACAACGCCGGAUGGCAGUGUCGGUGAGGCAGAGCACAUGGAAAAUGACGCCCGGCCCUUGCCUGACGUAGCCAUGACUGGCAAGUGCACCCGGGAAUGCGACGAGUACGGCCACUCGGACUCCUGCUGGAUGCCUGUGCGCACGUCGCCUGAGCGACGGCCAUCUAAGUCAACCACCACCCCCCAACAACCAAAGCUUUCCACUUUCAUGAGCGGCAACGGCAGCGGCAACAGCAGCGCAGAGCAGCCUGGCAGCCAAGAGACCCUCGCCAUGGCAGCCAUGGCCAACGGAGACCCCACCGCCGUUCACAUGAUGGGCGACCGCAAUCGCAACCUGCUCAACAAGAAGAUGGCUUCCUCCUCCUCCUCCUACGAGGCCUUCGGCUCGCCUUCCUACAGCUCGCCAGGAAGUGGGGAGGAGGCACUGGGCCACCCCACUGAGGAGAUCCCUCUGGCACCUACUGGGGAGUACAAGCCCACGUCCUGUGGUACUCUGACGCGACGGGAGGUGUACCUGUGAGCUGGGAGGGUUAGAUACCUGCUGUGCCACAACAUAUGGCAUUAACAUACAACACUAAGCAUAGUUGCUUAUCCAACACCAUUACAGCUCUAGAAGCUAUUAGCCACCCUUGUUCCACGCAAGGUAGGACUAAAUUUACUCCAAAGACUUUUACGACAGCUCCUUAAUGAAAAAUCUAAGGGGAUAUAUAAACAUAGUACCAUUUUUAAAGUGCUAAUUCCGGCCAUGACCUGGAAGAAAGGAGGAGGAGGAAGAACUGUUGAGGGAAUUGAUGGGACUUUGGAUGAGGCUGUUCUACUGGCGAGUCGGGGUCUUAGGACAUGAUCUGCUGCCUGACAGUCAAUCUGUACAAUAAUCAAAUCAUUUUACAUAUACAGUACAUGCAUGCAUUACCCCCUGUCCCCCAUGAAGGUCCCAUUCCCUGAAGACGACACUGUACAAAAAGAGACCAAUUCUUUUUCUGUUUAUGUUUUUUCUAGAAACAAAGCUGUACAUGUGGACUAUUAUGACAUAACAGUGUGUCUGGUUAUGCCUUUUUUUAAUUUCAGAACAGUGCAACACUGUGGCCAUGAUGUUCAGUGGCUGCAACAAUAUAUUGGACAUUAUGGUCUCUAUCAUACUGAGCUGUCAUCUUGACUGUUUGUGAUAGAAGUUGCUCAAUAGCAGACCAAAACUUGACCGUAUUCAGAUCUUAUAAGGACGGGAAAGACUAAGCUUUAAAUACUCAGCCCAGAAAACAAUACUUGUCUGAGUCCUCUCCUGAAAUCGAAAUUCUUGGACAGAAAAAGGAGGGGAUGGAUUUUGUUGGAACAACACCUUGCUUCAGACUACACCACCACUGGUAUACUAUGAUGACCAUAUGAUGACUGAUCCUGACCUACCAGUGUGUCGGCUCUUUACAGGUGGAAAGGUCACUCAUUGUACAUAAACACUGGACCACAGCAACAACGCUAACUGCUCUCAUUCCCUUUUGUCUUGCUACCUUUCCUCAGUCUCUCGUUCUUUGUCUUUGAUUGGUGAGACCAAACCCUCUUAUGAGAUGCAAAAUCUUAGAGCCAUGACCUAUCACCGCAUCGGCUGGAAAAGCAUGUGUGUACAUGGUUGUGCAUAUCCAGAUCGCCUCAGUGUGAUGCUACUGUUGUAGUACUGUUGUAAUACAUGCCCUGUUUUUCUCAAUCACACAUGCAGACACACACAUACACAGAAGCAGAAAAGCAGAUUCAUUUAACUGAGGCCAAUGGCGCUGCUGUACUGACUGAAAAUCCUGGGUAAGCACAGUGGGUGGCAUGCCGAGAUAAAAAUUAUGGAGGUGCAAUUAAAUUGUAUGUGUGUAUGGGCCAGAUAUGCAGUAUAUAGUGUGUGUGUUUUGGCUAUAUUUAGUGUAUUCUCUAGAUGUACACCAAUAAUAGGCUUAGGAGGGCAUAAACAUGGCCACGCUGGUCCUUAAACAGUUGCAAGGACAGCUGUUCCUGUUAUUCCUUUUUUUGUUGUGUGAUAGACUGAGCAAUAAAUAUCAUAAUGUAUACAUACCAACAAGCAUCAACUUCUUUUUCACUUCUUCUCAAACCUUCAAGGUGACGUUAACCCACACAUGGUCCUUUUUAGCACUAGUCAAUGUUGCUUUCCACAGUACAUCGCAAUGGCAUCUUUGAGCACGAAUGUAAGAAUCAGCUCAAUGGAGAUCAAUCAAAAAGCAACGUCUGUAUGAGCACAGAUACCAGGAUGUUUUUGGAUUACACUGAGAAAAAUGGUGUCAAAGUGAAACCAAAGCUUCACAAACAGGAUGAAGCAUUCCCCCCAUUACACACAAAAAUAGCUUUCUGGGAGAAGUUUGCUUUAAGUACACAUUACAUGAAGAAUUUUUUUUAAAUGAAGGAUUGAGACCGAACGAUAAGAAUGUGAUGUCUCAACAAAAGAUCCAUUAAUGACCAUCCUCCGAGCUGACACUUAAUGACCACUUACACACAGACACAUGACAAUGUUGAGAUGUUGUGCCUCCCUGUCAACAGUGAUGUUUCUUUUUCGCAGCUACAGAGGCGCAAAAUCUUAUGACUGUAAUAAAGCAAAAGAAUAUCAGAUGCAAUGGAACAUUUUGUAUGUUAGCAAAACCCCUUUGGUUUGACCGGAGCUGCUUUUUCCGCAUUCCGGCAAUCUAUAGUCUGUAAGUACUACUCGUUGUUUGAAGGAAAGUGCUCCAAUACUUAUCAACUGUAUACAUAAAUAUUUACUUUUUACUGCACGUUUAAUGGGAACUUACUUCACUUACUGAGAAGGACGAAGAAAAAAAACUGUAAAACAAAAUGUACAAAAAAAGUUUUCCCUGUAAACAUGGAAAUCCACUUUGUUGCUUGCUUUUGUUAUACCUAAAGAAACACGUAGUACAACUUAGUACAUGAGUUAAGAUUUUUUAAUUUUUCAUACUUAAUCAAAUGUUAUCAUUGUCUCUUAUAUCACCACACAAACCCAAAUCUUUCAUAUUUCAUUUACAUCAACUUUAUACCAUGAGAUUUGCAAUUUUUUAUCUUCAUCUUGUAUUUUACUUUGUAAUCCCACACACUGAUUUGUUACAGUCAAAACCGUGGAAAUGAAAAUGACAAUGUACUAUGUGUUUACUUUUUUUCUUUAUCUGGUGCCACUUUGUAUAUUUAGAGUGCUUCUGAAAAAAGAAAAAAAAACAACCAUAAAAAAUACUAGAGUGAAUGCAAAUAUGCAAUUGUGCCUUUUUAUACCAAUUGGUAUGAUUAAAUGUUGGUUUGGAAUGGUGCAUAAACAAUAUAGCUGACAUGCUUACAAAAGUAGAUGGGGUGGCAUUUAAGAAUUGACUGAAAUACAUUUGCAUAUCUUAGAUGAAAUCCCAUGAUGUCAAAGGCUUCUUGGAGGACAACCAGUCAAAUGUCAGUGAGCCUGUAAGUCUAAUAUUCAAAUGGCUAUUGUACACUGGGUUCAAUUAUCUUGUUGAAAUAUCCAUUCCUAGCAUAGUGCAUUACCGAAUGAGUACAGGUACAUUCAAAAGUUGCUUGUUGGUAGUAAUAAUAAUGAUAUAAUGGAUUUUUUUGUCGUGUUCCACUCAUGUACAUGUAUGACAUCAGAGGUUAAGUAACCUUCUUUGUGCAUGAAACAAGCUCUAGGAUUGAUAUAGAAUCAUAGAAAGAUAGAGGGAGGAAAAAAGAAAAAAAAAUGCUUGGAGACAUUUGACUGCUGAGAGUUGAUUGAGCCUAGAGAUGAAAAUGCUAAUGUGACAGUUUACUAGGAGGA